This is a messenger RNA of Dunckerocampus dactyliophorus (ringed pipefish), 8416 nucleotides long. RefSeq names its product protein phosphatase 2, regulatory subunit B'', alpha (gene ppp2r3a). The coding region runs from base 1346 to 5302 and encodes 1318 amino acids. Gene Ontology annotation, cellular component: protein phosphatase type 2A complex. Lineage: Eukaryota; Metazoa; Chordata; Actinopteri; Syngnathiformes; Syngnathidae. Gene Ontology annotation, biological process: protein dephosphorylation. Gene Ontology annotation, molecular function: protein phosphatase regulator activity; calcium ion binding. The record is from RefSeq and is a predicted model, not a curated record. The transcript is spliced from 13 exons.
GGCCUGCCACUCUCGACGAGCCCCCGCCCCGGCGCGCAGCUCACGGGAACUCCCCCUAAGUUCCCCCCCGGUUCUAUCAUCUCUCUCUCUCCGGGCUCAGUCUCUCAACACUAGCUGUCACACACUAACACAGUCACGGGCACGGGCACUCACUAGCAACAAGCCCCACGCGUGUUAGCGAAUCCUCCAUCGCUUCUCCCCGCUAAAACGAGGGUCGGCUGUGCGAUUUGCGGGUCUGCGGCGGUCGUGACACGAGGAAGGCGGCGGAAGGAGCGGUCGCCGGUGGAGGUAUAGGUGGAGGUUUGGAAACGACGAGGAAGAAGGUAAGCGUGUGUUUUACCUUUCCGCAGCUCUCAAACUUUACGGCGGGCUUUUGACGUGUCUUACCCUGCGGUGGUUCCGACAGGGAGACAGUAUUUGUGAAGUAUUUUAACCCGGCUCAUGUAUCGUUUUGUACGGAUAUUGUUUACGAGUGCCCGCGCUAGCUCUUUGACAUCAGGGGGGAUUCUCCUGGUGUGUUCAAGUAAGUUUGGAGAUUCGACGAUCACUUCAUUCAGGACUCGGAGAGGCCAUGACAUGUGGCGUCCCCCUGCCAGAAAAGCACAGCUUCCCAUUUUGACACAUGAAUGACAGUCGGAGACGGAAGGCUUGAGGAACGAGAGUGACAGCAGAUCCAGACGCAACAUAAGCUAAGAGAGAGAGUGAGAAAAGGGCAGUGGGCCAUCUGGGGUCGCUCCCCUGCUAUUCUGCAGCUGUGUCGGAGUCAGCAAAUUCUACUCAGCUGCUUUGGGACUUUUUUUUUUUUUCUAAUGAAGAAGGAGGUGGAGGAGAUAAAGGAUUCCUUCCAGUGUCUCGUUGCCCAAGGGGAUGAGCCAAGUCCGGAGCAAUGCUAAAAAGCCUGGCUGGCUUUGGAUUAGACCCCAGGGGCUGCUUCUGUGGAGGGUAGGGUGAUAGCCCAGCUGGAUGUUCCGCUGUCGCCGUCCUCCAUGGCUGUCAUUAGCGGAUAAUGAGCUGCUGCUAGGGAGGAAGCGGACAAGGAGCUUGCGGAGAGAGAGAGGAGGAAGAACCUUGCAGCUGUUAAGAGGCCCUGAGAUUCUUCUUCUUCACAGAAUUAUUUUCGUUUAGCAAUGGGACUGAUUCUUUUUCAUUUGUGCAAGCAGAGUUUGGAGAUCGUUGCUCUUCAUGUGUUGAUUGCUUUCGUUUCGGGGCUGGAAAAUUGGAAUCAGGGGAGACUUUUAUCUGCAAGAUGAUUCCGUCUCACUUAUAGCUCCCUUUUGCUACUUUCAUUUUUGUAUUUUUUUUUGUUGUUGUCUGGAUCUUUCUAUGCCCUGACGGCUCGGUUGCCAUGGCAGCAGCGUACCGUGUGGUGGUGAGCAGUGUGAGCUGCUACAACAGCGUGGUGGUCGACCGGCGCGCUCACUCCCACGCCGUGCACUAUUGUUCAGGGCCAUGUGGGGCGCUCUCCCGGGGCCUGGAAUGUACCGUGGCCCACCACGGCACCUGCUCCGAGCUGCUCGUUGUGCCUGACUCGUUGACCAGCUCGCCCAUACACUCUCGAACUACCCAGCAUGGUAAAAUCAGCACUACUAUCGAGAGCAGUUAUAACUGUGGUGCUCUGGAGAGGGCAGGCAGCAGCGGCAAUUUGUCCAUAGGAGAGGACAGCAACAUGUGGCGAGGGAAGAAGAUCCCAAGUGGUGGAGGAUCUACGGGGAACCUGAGCUGCUAUGGUAGCCUUAAGGACAUCACUGAGGAGGCCAUCAAUCUAGCCAGUGGUAAGCUCAAAGAGUUUUCCUUUGACAAGCUCCGCCUCUCCUCAUCCAGCCAGGUGACCUUUCGAAAAGGCCGCAAAGUACGUCCUGACUCUUUGAGCCGUCGCUCCACCGAUCUGGAGAUAAUCUACGGCCACUUCAGUUCCAAUGUCUCCAGUAACGGAACAACAAAUGGCACCAAUACAACUACUGAUGAGAACACGCCUCCGUUUGUGCUUGGGAAGGGGGCAGGACAUGAGGAGACGAAGUUGAAAGGAUCCCUGUCGACUAUUACUAAAUUAAAUGGCUCAACAAGCAUCAGCAGUGGGUCGCUGGACCAAACUGUGAACACGGUGGCCUCUCUUUACCGCAACACCUUAGGAGAAGAGAACCUAAUUGCCCGCUUGCUGGAGAAGACCUGGGCGGAGGCGGGUGCUGGUGGUGUCGGCGGGGAGGACAUCCGAGCCUGCCUCGACAUCCUGCUUAAAUGCUCUGAAGACCUGAAGAAAUGCACCGACAUUAUCAAGCAGUGUAUCCGACGCAAAGCUGGCGGUGGACCUCAGGAUGGAGGAGCCAGUCCUGACAGUGUGUACCGGGCCUUGAUGACCCGACUGAGCACGUAUUUGAAGAGACUACCCUUGGAGCUGGAGGGGUUUGGCAGCAGUGGGCAGGGCGGUCAAAGUACAACUGGCAGUGGGCACAGUGACCUGGUGGAAUUGAUGAACAGCCUCCACACCCUCCAGCAGGCACCCUUCUCGCCGAUAUUUGGCAAUGAGCAACCUCCUCGUUAUGAGGAUGUGGUCCAAUCGCCUCCCAUCCCAAUGACUACUCCUCAUCCUGCAACCUCUACUCCCUCAUCUGUUUCAUUAUCUUCCCAUUCUCACAGCUCCCCAUCCAAAUCCUUUGCCCUGACCAAUGGACUACAACAUUCACAUCCUUUGCCAUCUAUCCCGUGUCACAGUUUGUCUCCCACUCCUGUCAUGAGUUCCACUCCCUCUCCAACACACUCGCCAUCCCGUCUACGGAUCUCACCUACCCCACCAUACAGCCAUACCCCUCCAGGAUCCCCUAUGGAGGCUCUGUACAUUGAGGAGGAAGAUGCAGAUGUGGGUAAAACGUCCGAACAAAUCUCUCCACAAACUGUUUUAAAUAAACCUGUGCAUCUAUCACAGCUAGACUCACCCAACCCUGCAAGGCCUACUUCCUCCAAAACUGCAGCACAUAGAAAUGAUGAUAUCGACAAACUCCUCAUGGAUCUCGAGAAUCUGUCCCAAAGCAUGAGCAACCCCAGAAACACAGAGCCUCCCCUUCCAGUCAAAACCAGAAAACGAGGCCAGGGAAUUGUGUCCACUGAAGCCACCACUCAGCCUAAAGUGCCCCAGUUCCAAGUCAAAACCCCUGCUAGCAACCUAGUUGUUAAUGACUCCAGUGCCAAGGCUCCCCAAGGAGAUAACGCUCCGGCGGGUGAGGAAGAGGAGGAUGGGGCGCUGCUACUGAGAAUCCUGGAGAGCAUUGAGAGUUUUGCACAGGAGCUGGUGGAUUCUGGGGCGGGGAGCACAGGGAGCGCCGAGAGGAACAGCGGAAAAGAACGGGAAGUGAUGAGGCUCCUGCAAGACACACUCUCUACCACCGGGAGGGCCGAUACCCCAGUGGAGACCACCAAUGUCCAAACGUUGCCCACUGACAAAUACGUAGAAACAGUUCCAGCCAUACCGCCUAAACUCACUGCACGCACACCUACGCCAACACCUAAAACAGAAAACAUGUGCACUGCCUCAGUGGCACCUAAACCUACAUCUGAGGCCACCUCCAAAUCUUUGUCUGCACCUACACCUGCAACCCCAGAGUCAGCUGAUGUAGCUUCAGCAGCCUCCAUAGUGGAUCCCAAACUUAUCCCUUCAUCUGCAACCUUGCAGUCCUCCACGCAUUCUGCCGAGCCAACACCCGACACCUCACUUGAUGCUGUGCCCACUGGUUACAGCCCACCUGCAGUUACUGAGCGAGAUCCUGUGGACCUUCUAGCCCUGAGAGAGACUGGUUCAACCCUCCUCAUCCAGCAGAGUCCCGAGGUGAUCAGGGUCCAGUCCAAACCGGAGAAGAAACCCGGCACGCCGCCCCCAGCCCCUGCCCAGGCGCCCACCGUCCCCCACGCCCCCGCACACCGCUCACCGAGCCCACCGCCCGCUCCAGUGGUAGUCACCCCUCCGUCUCCGCCUCCACCUCGUCCUCCUCCCACCGCAGUCAACAUUCCCAGGUUCUACUACCCCCGUGGGCUUCCCGCCACGGGCCCGGGCGCCAACCACGACGGCGCCAUUGCCAUCGUGGAAGCGGCCUUCGCGGAGUUGGAGGAGGAGAAGGCCGAUAUUUACGAGAUGAGCAAGAUAGCCAAGGCGUGCGAGUGUCCACUCUACUGGAAGGCCCCCAUGUUCUACGCGGCGGGCGGCGAGAGGACCGGUUUUGUCUCGGUGCACUCCUUUAUCGCCACGUGGAGGAAGUUGCUGCACAGUUGCCAUGACGAUGCCUCCAGGUUUAUUUACAUGCUAGCCAAACCGGGCUGUCAGUACCUGGAGCAAGAAGACUUCAUUCCUCUGCUUCAGGACAUUGUGGACACUCACCCCGGACUCACCUUUCUGAAGGAUGCGCCCGAGUUUCAUUCCCGCUACAUCACGACGGUAAUCCAGCGGAUAUUCUACGUGGUGAACCGCUCGUGGACGGGACGCAUCUCCAUGACAGAGCUGCGACGGAGCAACUUCCUGGAGACGCUGGCCCUGCUGGAAGAGGAGGACGACAUCAACCAAAUCACCGACUACUUCUCCUACGAGCACUUCUACGUCAUCUACUGCAAGUUCUGGGAGCUGGACACUGACCACGACCUCUACAUCGACCACAAGGACCUGGCCCGCUACAACGACCACGCGUCCUCAAACAGAAUCAUCGAGAGGUUGUUUUGCGGCGCCGUGACCCGGGGCAACGCUGUGCAGCGAGAAGGCCGCAUGAGCUACGCCGAGUUUGUGUGGUUCCUCAUCUCUGAGGAGGACAAGAAGAACCCCACCAGUAUCGAGUACUGGUUCCGCUGCAUGGAUGUGGAUGGCGAUGGCGUCCUGUCCAUGUUUGAGCUGGAGUACUUCUACGAGGAGCAGUGUGAGCGAAUGGAGCGCAUGGGCAUCGAACCGCUGCCCUUCCAGGACCUGCUGUGCCAGAUGCUGGACCUGGUGAAACCGGAGAGCGCAGGUAAAAUAACCCUCGGCGACUUGAAGCGCUGCCGGAUGGCUCACAUCUUCUUCGACACGUUCUUCAACCUGGAGAAGUACUUGGACCACGAACAGAGAGACCCCUUUGCUGUGCAGAAGGACCUCGACGGUGACGGCCCCGAGCCGUCCGACUGGGACAAAUACGCCUCGGAGGAGUACGAGAUCCUGGUGGCUGAGGAGACGGCCAACGAGCAACUACAUGAAGGGUCCUUCGAGGACGACUACGACGUGGACGACCUUCAGGUCCCGGCAGAGAUGGGGAAUAAGAUGGAAAAACUGGUCAUAUCGGAUCUGUCGGCGUGAGGUUCUAAAUGAGGCAGCGAGGCGCCUUUCGGGGACGGAUGCUUCCCACAUGGAUCACAAAGACACAAAAGGAGUCCGCCAUCCGUCUGACAACGGAAAAGAUUCGCUCGCAAACACACAAAAAAAAGCUCCACGGGAUUGAAUGUCAUUCUUUUUUGUGUUUUUUCCCGAUGAAACUUUACGACAAUCAUGCGCAGAGACAAUCGCAAGAAAGAAGGAAAGCAAAGGGACUUGUGGUGAAGCUUAAAUCCCCUCGGGGGGCUGUCGUCUGCUCGGCAGCGCGCCCCCCCUGUGGCCACAAAACGCUCGUACGAGCCAAGCACCGAAAGCACCACGCAGUUUUGUGUUCCUGGUGCAGCUUUAUCUACCAGUAUUGCCUGACGUGCUGGUGGGAAAUAACAGCAUCAAACUCUCUGGUAGAGUUGCCCGCACCUUCUUCACGCACAGCAUUUGUAUUCAUAACGCAAUAAUCACAAUAUUUCUCUUUUGAACCACUUUAUUUGGCAGCAAAGCUCUGUGGAUGCAUUUAUGCUAACUAGACAAUACAGUGGAACCUCCCUUUUGUUUGUGAUUUUUCUUUUAUACUCCAAAAACACAAACGUUAGCAACACUAGCAUAGCAAUGUGAUGCUACAGAGCACAAAAUGUCGACUCGCAUUUGAACAGCAGCGUCGUGCUAGGUUAUCCUGUUUGCUGACGAAAAACAACAUCAAAAGUGAGGGGAACUGACUGGCGGAUAUUUUAAGAUGUGUAGUGAAGCCUUCCUUUUUUAACUUUUUUUUUUUUACAGCAACAAUUAUGCUAGCUUGGCAAAGUCACUGUAAAAAACAAAACACGACAUGAGCAAACUGAUGGUAGCUGAGUGACGAAUAGUUGGCUUUAUUUUAAGAUGUGUAGCCUAGCCUGAUUUUUCCCCUACGUUUUAAGAACGACGUCAUGCUAGGUUAUCAUGUUUGCUGACGAAAAACAACAUCAAACUGAGGGGAUCGGACUGGCGGAUAUUUUAUUUUGAUAUUUAGAUGUGUAGCGAAGCCUGCUUUUUUUUGUACAUUUUUACAGCAACAAUUAUGCUAGCUUGGCAAAGUCACUGUAAAAAAAUAGUUGGCUUUAUUUUACGGUGUGUAGCGUAGCCUGCUUUUUCGCCUACAUUUUAAGAGCGACAUCAUGCUAGGUUAGCCUGUUUGCUGAAGAAAAAGACGCGCAAACCGAGGCUAGCUGACUAGCUUUUAAGAUGUGCAAUGAAGCCUGCAUGUUUUUUUGUGUGUUAACAUUUUAACCGCCAUAUCCUGUUGGGGAAGCGAAGUUGCCCAAGAAAAUCUAAACAAACUGACAGGUAGCCUUCAUUUUAAGAUGCGUGGCGAAGCCGGCUCCCCCCACCCCCCACCCACCCACACACACACUUGAACAGCAAAAUCACGCCAAGUUAGAAGAAAAAGCGACUGAUCAAACGUACAUCUCCCACAUCCGCAGCUGACUGAUAGUCCGCACAGCUCCCGGUGUCAUUUUAAGAUGCGCAGCGAAGCCUUCGGAAGGAGUUUUACCGAGCGUUUGAGCCCCGUCGGGGGCACAAUACUUCAAAAGUCACUUGGGCAUAUUUGGGGGACCCUUUUGAGUAACAUGCGUAAAAAGAAGCUAACCACCAACAAUAAAACACUACUAGUUAGCAGCUAGCUAGCAGAGUAGACUCCCAGAUUCCAGUGAAAUGUUGCUGUUAUCGGGAGGUUCCACUGUACACGCAACCGGUUUUGCCAGUGACUGUUAUUUAUUCAUUUGUUGUUGUUGUUGGGUUUUUUUACGUUUUUAAAGAUCCUCCUUGCAUUUCACACUCAACGGGCACUUUAUUAGGUACAACCACAAUUAGCAUGUUGUUCACUGUUAGCAUUGUCAUCUUUAUAAAGGCCACAUUCUCGUAGGUGCGAGUGUCGCUCAGCAAGCGUCCAGGAUGCGCCACAGCAACGAAAAAGUUGCCUUUCACGUCCGCAGGUGAACACAAACGAUGUAAAUAUCCCUUUUAUAGCAGCGAAAACGCGUACAAAACCAAUCACGGAGGACAAGUCAUGCUAAAAAAUAAAAAAAUGAAAAAAAAAUGCAUGGGUGAGCGUCAUUGACACGUGCAUGUGCGCUUUGACGUCUGACCGGAGCGUGUGUUUUUGGUUUUUAGCGACGUAGCUGCUGUAAAUGUGCUUGGCUGUGUUUUAAUCUGAAACCUGAUUCUAAGCACGCAGCAGCGACGCCCAUUCUACAUGUUUUUCUAUCACACUUGGAUGGCGGUGCCACUGUGUGGCUCGGGGGGGUUCAAUUAAAUUAUGUUCUGUGUGUGUGUGUGUGUGUGUGCGCGUGUGUUUAAAGGAACUGACCUGCCCAACUGACAAUCACUCGGACUCUGUCGUCAUCACGGCGACCUCAGAUUGUCACAAAAGAGGCUUUUAUUAUGAAACCCAGGAAGUGACCAGGCUUCUAACUUUUGCCAUGUGAUGCCGACUGUAAAAGCAUGUUUUUUUCCCUUUGUUUUUUGCCCCCCCGACCCCAUUUCCUCUUGUCUGGCAUCGACCGCUUCUGUCUGAAACGUCCAACGUUUAAAUAAAGAAGUUUCUGACGUCUCUGCUCAGUUGGCAUUUGCUGGUUGCCGUGGGAAACGCCGAGACAGGAAGUGUGUGUGUUCUCCACGCACGCGUUUUAGGCACCGACUUCCUGAUGUCGACACACCCGGUUGCCAAGGAGGCGACCGAGGACGUUCCGGCUUCAGGGGGUCAUUUUCCAUCUCUGUGACGCCAUCGUUGAAUCCUGCGGCGUUCCAAGAGGAAAGGAGCUGGUUAUUGAUUCUCGUGUGGUGGGGUGCACCAAGUGUGGAAAGUCAGGCGAGACCUCCACAAACAUGCGAGACCGCCACAAACGUGCGAGACCGCCACAAACGUGCGAGACCGCCACAAACGUGCGAGACCGCCACAAACGUGCUGGCAAACAAGCCGGGCCGGAAACGCUACGCUUUAAAGCUUUGUUUAGCCCUUUUUAGCGCAGUUUGGGGGGUAGUAUAGCAGUACAUAUCCAUACCAUCACCAAGUUAUACAAUAAAGUGAAAAGCCGUCUCCAUGCAUUGAUCACUGACAAAUUCAGG